Molecule: messenger RNA, 1092 nt
Organism: Yamadazyma tenuis ATCC 10573
Lineage: Eukaryota; Fungi; Ascomycota; Pichiomycetes; Serinales; Debaryomycetaceae
Gene: OGG1
Product: 8-oxoguanine glycosylase
Biological process (GO): nucleotide-excision repair; base-excision repair; base-excision repair, AP site formation
Cellular component (GO): nucleus
Molecular function (GO): damaged DNA binding; 8-oxo-7,8-dihydroguanine DNA N-glycosylase activity
Source: RefSeq, a predicted model, not a curated record
AUGACUAUAGAUAUAGUAUGGAAGAGCCUUCCUCUAAAACCGGUCGAGUUGUCGUUAUCAAGAGUGUUGAGAUGUGGACAGACUUUCAGAUGGAAAAACAUCGACCAUGUCUGGUCCUUCACCACAUCCGAUAGAAUCGUUCUUUUAAGACAAGAUGAAGAACAUUUACACUACUCGUGGAUCAUGGAAGAGGAUAACAAAACUAUGAAACCUCUCAAGUUGAGGGAAUCAGAAACGCUUGAGUUUAUCAUGGACUAUUUUUCCUUGUCUACUAGUCUUGAAAAGUUGUAUCUGGAUUGGCUGAUUGUCAAUCAAAAGUACAAUAAAUCGGUCAAAAACUCUCCGUUUGUGAAGUUUCCUGGUAUAAGAAUACUUAGACAAGAUCCGUGGGAGACAACCAUUUCGUUUAUUUGUUCAUCAAAUAAUAACGUGAAGAGGAUCUCCAAAAUGUGUGAUAGUCUUUGCAGUGAGUUUGGAAAGUUCAUAAACGUGUAUGGAGGAGAAUCGUUCUACUCGUUUCCUGAUCCUUCGAGUCUUGCUAAACCAGGCACAGAGCAAAAGCUCCGGGAGUUGGGAUUUGGAUACAGAGCCAGAUAUAUUUAUAAUACUGCCUGCAAAUUUGUUGACGAUGAUGGUUUUCCACAUAUCACAACGAAAACUUUACAUGCAAUGAGAAAGAGUCCAUAUGAAGAGGCACAUGAGUUCCUUUUGUUACUUGACGGGGUGGGUCCUAAGGUGGCUGACUGUAUAUGCUUGAUGGCACUUGAUAAACAUGAGAUUGUACCAGUUGAUACUCACGUAUACCAAAUUGCCAUAAGAGACUACAGGUUUAAGGGAAAGAGGGACUUGAAGACCAUGAACAAGCAAGUGUAUGAAGACAUCAGAGGAUUCUUCAAGACCUUAUUUGGUCCAUACGCUGGAUGGGCCCAGUCGGUGCUUUUUGCAUCUGAUUUGGCCGAUUUGAACAAUGGCAUUAACCAAAUCACUGACACAACUACAAUUAAAACCGAGAAAGUGGAGGUGGAUAAAAGGACUGUUGACUUUGCUGAGACAAAGGUGGUAAAGUCUAAAAGAAUUAAGACAGCUGCCUAA